GUGACACGUGUGACCGGUAGAUUAUGCCGGCCCUGUUGGUAUGUCUCCUGUUGGAAUGGGUUAACUGAAUUCUUUUAGACGAUGGAGUUCUGUGAUGGAGAACCGUUCUGGGACAGUAACCUGACUCUCACCAGCUCCUGGCCCCGUGUGACGUCAUGCUUCAGGAACACAGCGCUAGUGUACGGGCCAUGCGGGAUGCUGUUGGUGACGACGCCCUUCUACGUCUACUACCUCGCUCGGCAACCAACCAAGCGCUACCGCCAUACACUGCUACAACAAAUCAAACUGUUUUCCAGCGUGAUACUGAUUAUACUUGGCGUGGUGGAGAUCAUCAGCAUGUUCUCGGACAAAAGGGACGGUGGGCUGCCCAUAGACUUCAGAGCAGAUGUCAUUGCGCCAAUCAUACAGACUACGACACUGGUUGUUGCUCUACUAUUCAUUAUACUCGAGAUGACGAGAGGUCUCAUCACAUCAGGAGUGCUAUUUAUAUUUUGGUUCCUAAUGGUGGCAGCAAAUAUUAUACCGUUCUACACAUUCAUCAUAGAAAAGGAUUACAGUGACACGACACGCAUCAGUGUGUUCUAUAUCGGAUACUUCUUCAUGCUGGUGGAACUCCUACUUCAUUGUUUUGCCGAGAAGAGCAGGGAUUACUCCAAUGUUGUGUAUCCAUGUCCUGAGCUGGAGUCCUCCUACCUUUCCCGACUGACCUUUUCAUGGACAACAGGGCUCAUGGUCCAGGGAUACAAAAAGACCUUGACGGAGACUGAUGUGUAUGACCUUCACCCUCGGGAGCAAUCUGCAGGGGUGAUAGAACGUUUUGACAAGGUGGUGAAGCAGACUAGGAAAGACUUGAAAAGAGAUUGGACCAAGUCCAGCUACCAAAAUGGAAGUAUGAGGUACACCAACGGCUCGGUGUCGUUGAAAGCUGAUGGAACAAGCAAAAAGAACUACGGCUACACACCUCUACCAAAUGGAGACAUGACUGAAUCCACUCCGCUACUCACAUCGUCGUCACCCCCAGGACCAAUGUCGUCGUUGUGGAAGGUGUUGUUCAAGACGUUUGGGUUGGAACUGUUGCAGGCACAAAUAUGGAAGGUCAUCAACGAUGUGCUAAUCGUGACCAACCCUCUUAUACUAAAGGCUCUCAUUGCCUAUGUUGGCGAUGCCAGUAGUCCUGUCUGGAUUGGUUACCUUCUGUCCCUGGGGAUGUUCGUCAGUGUACUGUUGCAGGCGGUAACCUUCCACGUCCUCAACCACUACACCAUAGCCCUCGGCAUCAGGGUCAGGGCAGCACUGACAUCGGCAAUAUACAGAAAGGCACUUACGAUGAACAAUGAGGCAAAGAAGCAGGCGACGUCAGGUGAAAUUGUCAACCUGAUGUCCGUGGAUGUGACGAGGGUACAGAAGUACUGCGAGCAGAUCUACUGGGUAUGGGCAGCGCCGGAAGAAAUCGCUAUAUGUCUGUAUCUGCUGUACUCAACACUUGGAACAGCCAUGUUCGCCGGCCUGGCCUUCCUGCUACUGAUCAUUGGCCUCAACGUCCUGGUCAUGGCGAGGAUGAGCUUGCUGCAGGCCAGGCUCAUGAAGAUUAAAGACCAGAGGAUCCGACUGGUGAAUGAGGUGCUGAAUGGUAUCAAGAUAUUGAAACUAUACGCCUGGGAGGAGUCAUUCAGGGAUAAAAUACUCCGGGUCCGGAAGUAUGAGUUGAUGGUUAUAUGGCGGAUAGCUCUUCUGCAGGUCAUCCUCACCGUCACCUCCAUGAUAACCCCUUUCAGCGUCGGCCUGUUCACCUUCGUGGCCUACGUGUUUCUCAAUGGAUUUCAUAGCCUGGACGCCGGUACAGCUUUCGUUGGUCUUUCUCUGUUCAACACAAUGAAGAACCCUCUGACACUCUCACCCAAGAUAUUCAGUGACCUUGUGAAGUCUGUGAUCAGUGUGAACCGAGUAAACCGGUUUCUGCAUUAUGGUGACCUAAAAGCUAAACCAGCAACAAGAAGAGAAGGAGGUCACCCCCUGGUUGUCAAUAACGGGACAUUCACGUGGGACCAAGAGGCCCGACCCGCUCUCAGCAACAUCACGCUGCGCGUGUCCGAGGGGAGCCUGGUGGCUGUUGUUGGACAGGUGGGGUCGGGCAAAACAUCCCUCAUCUCCGCCAUCCUCGGUGAUAUGGACACCAUCGACGGUUACGUCAACGUCAACGGACGGGUUGCUUACGUACCACAACAAGCUUGGAUACAGAAUGAUACUGUUCAAAAUAAUAUUCUGUUUGGCAAACCUUUGCACCGGCGGAACUACAUCAAGGUUCUGGAGGCAUGCGCACUAAAACAGGAUCUGGAUAUACUUCCAGGGGGCGACAAGACGGAGAUCGGGGAAAAGGGAAUCAACCUGAGUGGAGGACAAAAGCAGAGGGUGUCUCUGGCUAGAGCUGUCUACAACGAUGCUGACAUCUAUCUCCUGGACGAUCCUCUCAGUGCUGUCGACAGCCACGUGGGCAAGCACAUCUUCAGUAAAGUGGUGGGCAAGACCGGACUUCUUCAGAAGAAGACACGCAUUCUGGUGACCCACGGUGUCCACUGGCUGCCUCAGGUUGACAUGAUCGUUGUAAUGACCAAUGGCAAGAUCUCUGAGAUCGGUUCGUAUAACCAACUGAUGAGUCACCAUGGCGCCUUUUCUCAAUUUUUGAUGACAUAUUUCACGGAGCCUAAAGAAGAAGAAGACUCUGAAGACGACUUCAGGAGAUGGAGAAAGGAAGUAUUUAAGCGGCUGAAGGUGCUCCACACUACCGACAGCGAACUCGAGUCGUCAGCAGAUGAGUUUGAUCGAACUAUUGAGAAAAUGAGAAGAGAUUCACUGCUGGAGGGAUUGUCUUCCUCAAUAAGAGUAAAGCGUGAUAGGAAGGACAGCAGGGUGGAGAUAAAGGACAUGAACAAGUUGAUAGAAGAGGAGAUUGUGCAGUCAGGUGUGGUAAAGAAGGCUGUGUACCUGUCGUACGCCAAGGCCCUAGGUAUAGUGAGCUCUGUGGUGAUGUUCCUGUCCUUCAUCCUGUACCAGGCAGGCACUAUAGCGGCCAGUGUCUGGCUUAGCGAAUGGACAGAUGACCCACAACUGAACAACGCCUCCCUUCCCUCGGACAGUCCGGAAAGACGAGAAAGGACAGAUCAUUUCAUGGGCAUUUAUGGUCUCUUUGGAGUCGUUCAAGCUGCCGCCAUCACGGUGUAUUCUAUUCUGAUGGCCGUCACGUCGGUCCACGCCUCCAGGAUCGUCCACAGCAAGAUGCUAGGUCAUGUACUUCGUGCGCCGAUGUCCUUCUUUGACACCACACCCAUUGGGCGGAUUCUGAACCGCUUCUCCCAAGACAUCGAUACUCUGGACAACGAGCUGCCCAUCACGCUGAUGAUGUGGAUUGGCCGUGUGUGCACGGUACUGAGUACCGUCAUCGUCGUCAGCUACACCACACCAUUGUUCCUGGCAGCAGUGGUGCCCAUCUUCAUCAUCUACGCUAUCAUACAGAGGUUCUACAUACCGACAUCGAGGCAGCUCCGACGUUUGGAGUCCAAGACUCGAUCUCCCAUCUUCGCCCACUUCAGCGAGACCCUAUCUGGGGGCAGCGUCAUCAGGACGUACAAAGCCGAGGACAGGUUCAUCAGACACUCCGAGAAACUCGUGGACAUGAACCAGAAGUUCUCCUUCGCUACCAACACAGCCAACAGAUGGCUGGGCGUCCGGAUCGAGUUCCUGGGAGCUCUGGUUGUGUUCCUGGCCUCUCUUUUGUCUGUCUUCCUGAAGGAUUCCAUCAGCGGUGGCACCAUUGGACUUUCGGUGUCCUAUGCUCUUGACAUUACCAUCAGCCUUAACUGGCUGGUGCGACUGACUUCAGACAUAGAAACUCAGAUUGUGUCGGUGGAGAGACUGAAGGAAUACACGGAGGUACCAAUGGAGGCCGCGUUAAGGAUAUUUUCUACCCGUCCUCCGAUCGAGUGGCCAGACAAAGGCGAAGUCCAGUUUAACCGCUAUAGCACCAGGUUUAGACCUGGACUAGAGUUGGUCCUGAAGGACAUAUCCUGCCGGAUCGCCCCAAGGGAAAAGGUCGGAAUAGUUGGACGUACAGGGGCGGGGAAGUCGUCGCUGACGGUGGCGUUGUUCCGUUUGAUAGAACCAGCAUCAGGGGACAUCCUUAUAGACGGAUACAGCGUGGGAAAGCUGGGCCUACACGAUCUCAGGGAGAAGCUUACCAUUCUCCCACAGGACCCGGUGAUUUUCGGUGGAACCCUUCGAAUGAACCUCGACCCCUUCGGUCAGUACCGCGACGCUCAGAUCUGGGUGGCCCUUGGUCAAGCCCACCUGAAGGAUUUUGUGAACUCUUUGUCCAGCGGUCUCGACUACCAGUGUGGCGAGGGAGGCGAAAAUCUCAGCGUGGGACAGCGUCAACUGGUGUGUCUGGCCCGAUGUCUGCUGCGGAAGACUAAGAUCCUGAUUCUGGAUGAAGCUACGGCAGCCGUUGACAUGGAAACUGACGACCUCAUCCAGGAAACCAUCAGAACCGAGUUCCAUGACUCAACCGUCAUCACCAUCGCCCACAGGCUCAACACCGUCAUGGACUACGACAGGAUUAUGGUCCUGGAUCAGGGCCACGUGGUUGCCUUCGACUCCCCGUCCAAUAUGCUGCAGAACACGGACAGCUUGUUCUACAAACUCGCCAAGGACGCCAACCUUGUCUGACCUACCUCCUCACCUCGUGUGAUCUACCUGCCUCACCUACAUUCAACAUAAUCAGAAAUUCACAACCACGAGCACAUUGGCCCGACUGAGAAGAUACAUUGCUUAAACCAAUGGUGAUAGUGGCAGUUCAGGUUCAAAGCAUUCGCAAACCCCCAGUUAGUCCAGUAGGUCAAAUGUUAUGCUGUACAUGUUAAUGGGACACAGUUCGCGAGGAUGUUACCUUUUGAACUCGGAGGUGACGGCAAGGACUACUACACUUUGUUGAUGCAAGACAGAAACAAUUCCCAUUUGGCAAUAGUGUUAGUUUUGUUGAGACAUCACUAUGUGAGUUAAUGAUUGCGUUGUACUGAAUGUCCAGUCUGUUUCAGAAGGUGGGUGGGAUGUGACGGAUGAAAGGGCCCAUCACUGAACAAUCAUGUGUUGUCUUAAUAUGAUGUCUCAAAUUGACUUAACAGUAGUUAGGGUAUUGAUAUUCAAACAUCGAGAAGACAUUAUGGCUACUAAACGUUAUUUAGGGUAAUUGAAUAUGGAACUUAUUUGUAGGCUUCGAUAGGGGUAGCCUUGCGGUUCACUUCGGUUCAGACCCCCGCCUUGAUAUUGCUGAAACAUUGCUGAAACAUUGCUAAAACCGGCGUACUCAGGCAGCCACUGUCUUAUGGGUAAUUGAUCAUGGAGUUAAUGAGUGAGUUAAGAUUUACUCAGCAAUAUUUCAGCUAUAUGGCGGCGGACUGUAAACACUCGAGUCUGGACCAGACA
This is a messenger RNA of Haliotis rubra (blacklip abalone), 5475 nucleotides long. RefSeq names its product multidrug resistance-associated protein 1-like. NCBI's taxonomy places the organism in Eukaryota, Metazoa, Mollusca, Gastropoda, Lepetellida, Haliotidae. Gene Ontology annotation, biological process: transmembrane transport. The coding region runs from base 82 to 4719 and encodes 1545 amino acids. The record is from RefSeq and is a predicted model, not a curated record. The transcript is spliced from 30 exons. Gene Ontology annotation, molecular function: ATP hydrolysis activity; ATP binding; ABC-type transporter activity. Gene Ontology annotation, cellular component: membrane.